Messenger RNA from Papaver somniferum (opium poppy), 1678 nucleotides. RefSeq lists its product as uncharacterized. The record is from RefSeq and is a predicted model, not a curated record. The coding region runs from base 96 to 1421 and encodes 441 amino acids. NCBI's taxonomy places the organism in Eukaryota, Viridiplantae, Streptophyta, Magnoliopsida, Ranunculales, Papaveraceae. The transcript has 4 exons.
CAUAAUUCCCCCUCCCCCACUAGUUGUCUCUCAAAAAAAUCUCUCCUCCCUCUCUGUUUCUCAUCAAAUCAAAUCACACAGAGAAAUAUCAAAAAAUGGGUGACGAAGAGAGACAAGUUUUAAUAAAUCAUAGUAAUGAAAAUAAAAAAGAAAUAAAAUUUACAAGAUCAGCAUCAAAUGCAGGAGACGAACUAAAGAGUUUUAGAUCAUGUUUAAGAUGGAUGUGUGUAGAUCAAUCUGAUCCAUUAAGAGCUGGUUUAUCAUGGUCAUUAUUUUUCUUGUUAGGAAUUGCUGUUCCCAUAUUAUCUCAUUCUUUCUUAGCUUGUAAAGAUUGUGAUGCCACUCAUCAUAGACCUUAUGAUGCUAAUGUUCAAUUAUCUCUAUCUGCUGUUGCUGCUCUUUCUUUUAUUUGUCUUUCUAAAUUUAAUCGAAAAUAUGGUCUUCGGAGAUUUCUAUUCCUCGAUAAACUUUGUGGAGAAAGCGAAAGAGUUCGCCAAGGUUACCAUUUUCAACUCCAGAGAUCAAUGAAGCUAUUGGCUUGCUUUGUUCUGCCAUGCUUUGCUGCUGAGUGUUCUUACAAGAUAUGGUGGUACAGCUCAGGGGCGAGUCAAAUUCCAUUCCUUGGCAACGUUUAUCUAAGCGAUGCAACAGCGUGCAUUUUGGAACUGUUUUCAUGGCUGUAUCGAACAACCAUAUUUUUCCUAGUGUGUGUCUUAUACCGUUUGAUCUGUUACCUCCAAAUACUGAGACUGCAAGACUUCACUAAAGUUUUUCAAGAGGAAUCGGAGGUAGAAUCCGUUUUGAAGGAACAUCUUAGGAUUAGAAGGCAACUGACUGUCAUAAGUCAUCGGUACCGUGGAUUCAUCAUGUUGGCCUUAGCCUUUGUCACUGCCAGUCAAUUUGCAGCUUUGCUCAGCACUACUCGAACAAACGCCAAUCUUAACAUCUUCAUGGCUGGAGAGCUUGCUCUAUGUUCGAUGACAUUAAUGGCAGGGGUUUUCAUACUGCUGCGUAGUGCCACAAAAAUCACACAUAAGGCGCAAUCCAUAACGAGUUUGGCUGCCAAAUGGCAUAUUUGUGCAACUUUAGAUUCAUUUGAAGGUAUCGAUGGUGAGACACCAAGGGCUCCGAUCUCAACAUGUGGACAACAAAGGGUGUCCACUGUUUUUGCCGGUAGUUCUGGUGAAUCGGACGAAGAAAGCGUAGAUGGAGAUGAUCACGAAACAAAAAUCAUACUUCCAAGUUAUACGCAUACCAUUUGUUUCCAGAAAAGACAAGCUUUAGUGACUUAUUUCGAGAACAAUCGAGCAGGGAUAACGGUGUUCGGAUUCAUGUUGGAUAGGACAUUGUUGCACACAAUUUUUGGGAUAAGUUUGUCCUUGGUUCUAUGGUUGCUCGGAAAGACUAUUGGAAUUUCAUAAGUUCUUUGCUAGAGCAGCUAGAAAUGAAGGAAGAAGUCCGAAGAUGAACAAUACAUAUGUAUCAUUCUGUAAAUUAGAUUCUAAGAGGCAUUAUUUAUGUUGUGUGAUUGCGUUUACGUGGGUUUGUAAGUUACUACAAUUACUUUUUGCUCUAAAUCUUUGUAUAUUUCACUAAAAUGUUUCUGAUGUUAGUGAAGGAAGUUUUAUUUGUGGGAGUUGAUUAUCUAUAGAUUUUGGAAGCCUUAGAGCGUCUCCAA